Molecule: messenger RNA, 1777 nt
Organism: Manihot esculenta (cassava)
Lineage: Eukaryota; Viridiplantae; Streptophyta; Magnoliopsida; Malpighiales; Euphorbiaceae
Product: receptor like protein 29
Exons: 1
Coding region: 131-1639 (502 amino acids)
Molecular function (GO): protein binding
Source: RefSeq, a predicted model, not a curated record
CUGAUUCAGCUCAUGUCUCUUGUCUGAGAAAGUGAAACAGCCUCUCUUAUUUCCGAACUCUCAAUCUCUUUUCCUCUCAAAAAUCAUAUCCAUCUUUUGACCCUACAUUGGCUUCAAAAUUCUAUCUCAAAUGUCAUUACCCCCCACUCAUAAAAAUCACUACCCUCCCAUCAUAUCAAUCACAUCUUUCUCUCUCUCAAUGAAACUGCUCACUUCUAAAGCAACUGCUGCUGCUUACCCUACCAUCCCUCCCACAAUGUUUUGCAAUUUCUCUUCCCUUUCAGCUUCACUUCCCACUCUGUUUCUUCUUCUACUUCCCUCCUCUCUCUCUCCUUUUCCUUCUGUCUCCAUCAUCCAUGCAGCAACCAACGGCAUGCUUCAGUCGGAGGCUGAGAUCCUAUUCAGGAUUAUGGACUCGUUGUCUGCUGAUCAAUCCUUGAGAACUUCUUACCCCAACCCUUGUAAGCCUGGCUCUGUUUGGCCUGGAAUUGAGUGCCGAUUAGGACCUGAUAGCUACCUCCAUGUCUCCAGGCUUGAUUUUGGUGUUCCUCCAAACCCAACAUGCAAGACCACAGCUACAUUUCCUAAUCAAAUCUUUGCUCUUCCUUAUCUUCAAUCUGUUUUCUUCUUCAACUGUUUCACUCACACUAAAACCCUUCUCUCUGUUCCACCAAAUAUACUGCCAAAUCCUUCGCUUCAACAGCUCAGUCUUAGAUCAAACUCAGCGCUUGUUGGUCCAAUCCCAUCUCAGAUUUCCUUCCUGAAGUCAUUGCAAGUCCUCACGUUGUCACAAAAUCGCCUUUCUGGGCCUAUUCCUUUUGAAAUUCUUAGGUUGAGCUCUCUGGUACACCUUGAUUUGAGCUAUAAUAUUCUCACAGGUCCUAUACCAAUUGAAUUGGGCAAUCUUAGAAACCUAAUGGGCCUUGAUCUAAGUUAUAAUUCGCUUACUGGCACAAUUCCAGGCGCGAUUGGCCAACUGGGUAUGCUUCAAAAACUUGAUUUGAGUUCAAAUUCACUCAGUGGUCGUAUUCCUGAUACUAUAGAGAAGCUCAGUUCAUUGGCUUUCAUGGCUUUGAGUAACAACAGAUUCAGCGGAAAUAUUCCAGCUGGAUUGUCAAAGUUACAGAGCUUGCAGUACUUUAUAAUGGAUGACAAUCCAAUGAAUAUUCCUUUGCCAGUGGAGUUUGGUAAGCUACUGAAAUUACAAGAGCUAAGGCUUGCCAAUUCAGGGUAUACAGGCAAUAUUCCGCCCAGCUUUUCACUGCUGAUGAAUCUAACCACUCUGUCCCUUCAGAACAACAGAUUGACAGGUGAAAUUCCAACAGGUUUUGCCAGUCUCUCUCACAUUUAUCACUUAAAUCUUAGCAGAAACUUGUUGGGGGGAGUUGUGCCUUUCGAUUCAAGUUUCUUGAAGAGGCUAGGAAGGAAUUUGGACCUAAGUAGUAACCCAGAACUAUGUUUGAGUCCAACUGAAGCAUAUAAUGUCAAGAUUGGAAUUGGAGUUGGUAUCUGCGGCACCACCAAGAAUAGCUCUUUAAUUAAGAAAUCUCAAGCUUCUCAUGGAUUCUCCAAACCAUUCUUUAUAUUUGGUGGUCUGCUUGUUCUUGGAUUGCAACCAAUAAUGGUUUUGUGUUUUUAGUAUGAUAUUAAUCACUUGCCUGAACUAAAAUUGCUGGUUUUGUUUUGUUAUAUUUUAUUUUCUGGUAGUUCUUGUAAAAAUUAGCAAUGGCAUCUGAUCUGAUAAAAUUUGAUAAAGGCUUUCAAGGUUUUGUUUGCA